CGGUCUGUGUCUCUGUGUGUGUGUCUCUGUGUGUGUUUGUGUCUCUCACUGAAACUUAAACAUAACUUUAUUUCCCGCGCUGGCUCCUCCUUCCUCUGACGUCACUUCCUGUGUUGAAGAUGGCCACAGAUCGAGGAAACAGUCGUUGUGUAAAUUAACGGAAACUUUGGAGGCGGCGGCUGGAGCUCAGUGUCCGGGAGAGAGCGACGCCUCCCCGGAAGAGAAGCCCCGUGUCCCCGCUGUCUGCACCAGAUCCCAGUGGGCCGUGCAGUGGUCCUCUCAUCAUUAUGGUUCCACCAUGAACCAGCAGCCUCUGGAUCUCUGGUUCUGCGAGGAGUGUCAGGACCACUUCCUGGACGAGUGUCCGUCACACGGCCCCCCCCUGUUUGUCCCUGACACGCCCGCCAUCCCGGGACUGGCCAACAGGGCGGCUCUCACGGUCCCAGGAGGUCUGCAGGUCUUCUCAGAGGGAAGUCAGGUGGAUGUUCGCUGUGCGGACGCAACCAUCCCCAAGGGGGCGGUGUUCGGUCCGUAUGAGGGACAGCUGGUGUCUCAAGACAAAUCGUCCAGCCUCUUCUCCUGGAUCGUUGUUGAUGUGAACAACACGUGUCAGUCCAUCGAUGGCAGUGAUGACACCAGAGCAAACUGGAUGAGGUUCGUCCGGACCUCGUCUGAGGAGCGCGACAGGAACCUGACGGCGUUCCAACACUGUGAGAGCAUCUACUUCAGAGCGAGUCGGAGGCUGGAGGCCGGAGACAAGCUGAGGGUCUGGUACAGCGACGACUACGUCCAGCGGCUUCACUGUGUCCUUCAGAGGAGCAUCAACUGCAACCUGGACUCAGAAACCAGGAAGCCGGAGGUCCUGCCCAAGGUGCAGAGAGACCACCUGCAGUCAGCGGUGCAGGGCAAAGCCUGCCCCAGUCAACAACCCAGUGACGAGUCCGACAGUCAGCCUCCUGCCAAGAGGAAGAGGAUAGACCUCAUCUUCAAAGAUGUCCUCGAAGCUUCUCUGGUGGACCCCAGCAAGUCCAAGUCCCAGUCGCCCCUCCACAGUGAGUGCAAAGUGCCAUCCCUCUGGUGGGGCUCGAACUCGACUGAGAGCGGCUCCAACGUCCUGAGCCUGAAGGCAGAGGAGAAGGAGGAGCAGAACCAGGAGGCCUCCACCUCCUUCUGCCUCAACUGUGUCAAGCUGAAGAGGAGGAUCCUGGAGCUGGAGGAGGAGCUCUCCCGUGUCAGAGGAGAACAGGUAGGCGUGGUCGGGCCGUCGGUGUCCGGGCAGAGCCAUCACCAUCAGGUCCCCCCCCACCCUGAGCAAGGACCCAUCGAAGACUUUCAAGGGAUGGACCCCUUGACCCCCACCCGGGUGGUUCUGGACGAAGACGACCAGGACGUGGACUCGGCUGACGAGUCGAUUGCUGCAGAUCUUGUGAUUGUUGCAGAGGACUCUUCCAAGCUCUCCUCUGGAGGAGGCCGACGGAUUCGUCGCUUCAAGCAGGAGUGGCUAAAAAAGUUCUGGUUCCUUCGCUACUCACCGACCCUGAAUGAGAUGUGGUGCCACGUCUGCCGCCAGUACAACGUCCAGUCAUCCCGAACAUCCGCCUUCAUCAUUGGCUCGAAACAGUUCAAAAUCCACACAAUCAAGCUCCACAGCCAGAGCAACCUUCACAAGAAGUGUCUGCAGCUGUACAAGCUGCGCAUGCACCCGGAGAAGACGGAGGAGAUGUGCAGGAACAUGCUGCUGCUGUUCAACGCAGCCUACCACCUGGCCCUGGAGGGACGGCCCUUCUCAGACCUCCGUCCACUGGCGGAGCUGCUGAAGAAGUGUGAGCUCAAAGUGGUGGAUCAGUACAUGAAUGAAGGAGACUGUCAGAUCCUGAUCCACCACAUCUCCCGGGCUUUAAAAGAAGACCUGGCUGAGAAGAUGCGCCUGUCUCCCUUUCUGAGCAUCAUAAUGGAUGCCCAGAAUGACGACCUUUUCUCAGACAUGGUAGCAGUCUAUGUGCAGUUCAUAACCAAUGAGGGCUCACCCAACACUGAGUUCCUGUCCUUGCAGAGACUGAGCGUGGCCAGUGUGGACGGAUAUCUCCAGGCCAUAGAACGAGCCUUCGGCGUUCUGGGACUCAGGUUUCAGGACUCGAUGGUUGUGGGUCUCGGGGUGGACGGUACUAACAUCUCUUCAGGAAUGAGAGCCAAUCUGUACAUAGCUGUGCAAAAGUCUUUUCCCUGGAUCCUCUGUCUACCCAUCAUGAUCCACCGGCCUCAUCUUGAGGUGCUGGACGCUAUCAGUGGGAAGGAGCUCUCCUGUCUCGAGGACCUGGAAAACAACCUUAAGCAACUCCUCAGUUUCUACCGCUACUCCCCUCGUAUGAUGGCCGAGCUACGGUCCACUGCUCCGACUCUGUCAGAGGAGACGGAGUUCCUUGGAGACAUCAGAGCCAUUCGAUGGAUCAUUGGAGAACCAAAUGUCCUUAAUGCACUCAUCAAAGAUUACUUGGAGGUAGUUGCCCAUCUGAAGGAGAUCAGCAGCCAGACCCAGAGAGCUGAUGCUGCAGCCAUCGCUCUCACUCUCCUCCAGUUCCUCAUGGACUAUCAAUCAGUAAAGCUCAUCUACUUCCUCCUGGACAUCAUAGGGGUUCUUUCACGGUUAGCCUUCAUCUUCCAGGGAGAGUACCAGCUGGUGUCACAGGUGGAAGCCAAAGUCAAGGAGGCCAUUCAGGAGAUAGGCCAGUUGGUGGACUGCCCUGGAGAGUAUCUGCAGGAGUUUGAGGAAAACUUCCGUGAAAGUUUCAACGGCGUGGCUCUAAAGAAUCUGCGUGUUGCUGAGUCCAAGUUCCAGUCGAUCCGAGAAAAGAUUUGCAACAAGAGCCAAGGCAUCCUCUCCCAGAGGCUGGAUCUGCAAAGCCGCUCAUUUGCCAAAGCCUGUAAGGUCCUGGACCUGUCCACCUGGCCUCACAACCGGGAGGACCUUCAAGCCUACGGGCAGCAGGAAAUCCAGCUGAUAUUCAAACAUCUGGAGUCCAUUCCUUCUGUAGGUCAAGAGAGCUCCCGGGCCAGGACAGAGUUCAGAGGCUCCCUGGUGGUGGAAUGGAAUGAUCUGAAAGCAGACUACUACAGCGUGAACGGCUUCAAAGAAGUCAUCAGUCACAUCUGCAGGUACAAGCAGCGUUUUCCUCUGCUGAACCGGAUUGUGCAGGUGGUCAGGGUGCUGCCAAGUUCCACGGCCUGCUGCGAUAAAGGACGAGGUUCUCUACAGAAGAUGUGCAAGAACAACCGCUCCCGGCUGACCCUGGAGCAGAUGAACGACCUUCUGACCGUGGCCGUUAACGGACCGUCCAUCCACAGCUUCGAUGGGAAGCGAGCGUUGGACAGCUGGUUCGAGGAGAAGUCUGGCAACAGUUACUCUCGGUCAACGGAGGCGUUGAGCAGGAUGUCAACUGCUGACCAGAAGUCUGUUUUGCAUAGUGUCGACGUCAACACAGAGUUUUACCCAGACAUCUAGCAGGCCCCCCCAGGGGCGUUCGCUGAGCUAGUGGAAGCUGAUCUUGAGUUUAGAAUUGGGAAUCAUCAGACGAGGAAUUAGCCGCUGGAUAGAUAUGAGACCUUGUCUCCCUCUGCUCUGUCUUUUAUCACGAGUCGAACGUUUAUCCAUAUGAAACGCAAGAUUUUAUGAUAAUAUUGAUAUAUUUUUAUAUCAAUUAAUAGCUAUAUAAAGUAGAUGAAUUAAAAAGUCAGUAAUCGAUUUAUUUCAGACUGUGUUCCAUCUCCUUUGCUCUCCACAUGUGUGUUGAUACCUGAGGGCAACCAAUGUCUGCUCAAACCUGAUUGGUCGAGCUGGAAACAGGAACCAGAAGCUUCUGGUCCCUGGACACAGAUUCUGCUUCACCUGUAGAGAAAAGAGAAAUAACUGCACCGUGGUUGUACAGAUUCAGUCAUCAUAUAUUUCUCCCCAGAUUAUUAUAAAGUCACUGUGACCUUUGACCUCUGUAACGAAUCAGUUUACCUUUUCUACCUAUCUUGAGUUCUUGAAAUAUCAUGUUCACAAUAAUGGGACGGACGAAAACAUGAAGACGUAAAGCUUUCGGCCACUGGGUGUCGCCGGUGAGGAGAAGUUCCCCGGUGAGUCCGACCCACACGAGUUAGAUACUGAAGUCAGUUUCACAUGAGGAACAAUCCAACGAGUGUCUCCAUUAGAAAUGCACAGCCCUGCUUCACCCUGAACAAACUGUAUGAACUGUAUAGACUAUUUUUCUCUUGAAUUGAGGAUUGUGACAUUUUGACUGAAUUCAAGAACUGAAGAAAAAGGUGCUGACCUGCUCGGCCACAAUCUCAUCACUGAAUCUGUUCAUCACUGCGGCACAUGUUGGAUCUCACUGAUGCAUCUUCUUUGUUUGACCAAAGCUCGGUUUCCAAACGUUUCAUAAAACUGCAUGAAGAUGUUCAAGUGUUGCUUUAGCACUUAAGUUGUAUACGUAGGUAUUAUUAAAGCUAGACAGACGGUUAGUGACAGACAGGGUGAACGCAGGCAGACGGUAAAAGUUGUGUGUCUAUGAUUUUAUGGAUAUUUUGUGCAUGUGUGUGUUGUUUGUACGUGGUUGCUAAUGUUGGGAGGAGCUGUGUGAGUUUCUCUUCAUGACACCGGGGCUGAUUGUAACCUGACUCCAGAGCUGCUGCCAGUUUGGUUUAUGCUGAACCAAAAACAAACUUAUUUCUCUGCUCAUUGUUUUUUUCUAUUCUGCUUCUGAUGCAUUUUACAGAUUAAAAUACAUUUUAUCUGAG
Molecule: messenger RNA, 4776 nt
Organism: Pleuronectes platessa (European plaice)
Lineage: Eukaryota; Metazoa; Chordata; Actinopteri; Pleuronectiformes; Pleuronectidae
Gene: prdm11
Product: PR domain containing 11
Molecular function (GO): protein binding
Source: RefSeq, a predicted model, not a curated record